Molecule: messenger RNA, 2214 nt
Organism: Salvelinus namaycush (lake trout)
Lineage: Eukaryota; Metazoa; Chordata; Actinopteri; Salmoniformes; Salmonidae
Product: WD repeat- and FYVE domain-containing protein 4-like
Exons: 6
Coding region: 210-1250 (346 amino acids)
Source: RefSeq, a predicted model, not a curated record
UGCUGUAGUGGAGGAGACACAGAUUAGUGAGAGGUUUGAGGACUCACACAUACACACACUGUACUGAAGGGCUAGAGUAGUCAUGUCCCUAAUGGUCAAAGCCUGCAUGCCCUGACAUGGGAACAGAGAGAGGGAGAGGGAAAGGGAAAGAGAGAACCCUUGUUUGGAUUUAACAACUCCGAUCCCCCUGGCUGUCAGUGGACUCAUAGAUGACUCUCACACAGGAGCAGAUGGCUGACGUGGAGAGGAUCAACAAGGAGACAGGGGAGCUGAGCGCUUCAGGGGAGCUAGCUGCCCCCAUGGAUCUGAAGGAGGGAGGAGGGGGGGGAAGAGGUGGAGGACCCCAGCCCCAUCCCCUACUGGUCCUCCGAGAGAUGCUCCAACAGAUGGAGACACACACACACAAGGAUAGUGUGAACACCUCUGGCCAGAAACACACACACCUCUCCCCUGACCACACACAUACCCAAAAGGAAACCAUGGACCAGAGCGAGAUAGACACACCCCUCCCCCUCGACCAAAAAGAGGAACACUUGCGCCGAGUCCUGCCUCUCUACAUACAGGUAUGUGAAAGUGGUGGUGGGACAGAGGAGCUGGAUCUGAGGAGUCUAGCUGCUCUGACUGCAGACACUGUGGUCUCCAACAUCCAUGACAUACUGGCAGAAAAACCUGCAGAGGAGGCUCGCUACGAGGUGCAGCAGUUCUUCCAGAGAAGAGACGAGACGGACAACACAGAAGAAAUAGACAACAGUGAGAUAGACAGCAGGGAGACAGACAGGGCAGAGGAGACAGGCAGGGGAGAGUCACACAGCCAGACAACACAGACAGACAAUGCAGGAUGGCUUCUGUUGAAGACUCUGUCUUUCCUGACUGCUACAAACUCUACUGAAUUGAUGUCUGUAGUAAAGCCAGGUCUGCCGGCGGCCCUGGUGAAGUGUCUCUACCUGCUAGUGUGUCUACCGGCCCGGAAGGAGAGAGCAGCAGUAGAGACCUUUCAAGAACUGCUCGUACAGGUUCUGUUACAGCUGUGCAGUCACCCUUCCAGUGUGGAGGAGAUGGUGGAGACUGAGGAGUUGCAGUGUCUGAUCAUCUCGCUCACAUCACUACACGACCAGACUAGUGCCCCCUGGAGGCACCAGGCAUCACGUGUCCUCAGAGCUGUCUCUGCUGCUAAGACACCCAAUACCGUCCCCUUCCUACAGGGUGAGCUGAAGUGCAAAAAUUCUAAUUUUAGUAGUCAAUUACACUAAUAUAUUCAGUAUUAGUGGCCCAUGCAAGAAUCAAACCCACAAGCUUGUUGUUGCAACCACUGUGCUCAAAACAGGUAGAUAUUGAACAGGAGUUGAGUUGAGAAGAAAGGGCUGACAUUAUCAUCAGAAUAAACCAACAUUAUCUGAUAAUGGCCAUUUCCUAUUAUUAUAAUUUUUUUAUGUUUGCCUAAUCAAUGCAACACUGGUGUUUGAUUGCAACAUACAAUUCCUCAAUUGAGAGUGGUAGAGAGUCUGUAUCAGUUUAGCUUCAAUUAUUGGUUGGAUAUUUUUCCCAUCAGUGAUGUAAACCAAAAUUGGUUCUGUGAAAGUUCCCAGAACAUUCCUUAGGUCGUGGCAAAUGUUCUCAUAACAAAAUAACUGACCAGUCGUGGGGAGGAUUAUAGAAUAUUCGUAUGAAAAAUUAACCUGAUGUUGCAACAACGCUCCUAGAAAACAUUUAUUCUGUUCUUUAAAGGUUCCCAAAAUGUUUAAUUAGGUUGUGGGAACAGUCUGCUGAGAACAAUAUGUGGACAUCACAUUAGAUAUGUUCCCAAAACAAUAAAAAUUGUCCAGUUGGGCAGAUGAUUCUACAAAGUUUAUUUUUGGGUGCAGAAAAACAUUCACAGAAUGUUCAUUAGGUUGUUGAAACAUCAUGUGGACAUGACAAGCGAUAUAGUCCCAAAACACAAACAUUAUUACAAUAUUUCUAUUAGGUUGCAAAAAACUAUUUGCCUGAUUUUGCAAGAACAUUCCCAAAACACAUUUUUUCUGUCCUUUAAAAGUUCCUAAAACAUUUAUUUAGGUUGUGGGAAUAUUGUGAAGAUAUGAGAUAGGUUCCCAAAACACUAAAACUGGUUAGUUGUGCUGACAUUCGGAUAAUGUUUGUUUCAGGGUGCAAAAAACAUUCCUUUGAUGUUGCAAGAAUGUUGACAGAACAGCCUUUCUGAAUUCUUUAAAGGUUCCC